Molecule: messenger RNA, 1293 nt
Organism: Suillus fuscotomentosus
Lineage: Eukaryota; Fungi; Basidiomycota; Agaricomycetes; Boletales; Suillaceae
Product: pectin lyase fold/virulence factor
Exons: 16
Coding region: 160-1293 (377 amino acids)
Biological process (GO): pectin catabolic process
Cellular component (GO): extracellular region
Molecular function (GO): polygalacturonase activity
Source: RefSeq, a predicted model, not a curated record
CACCCCCGCCUUCCACAGCCCACGCUGCCUACUGCCCAAACAACGAACCCCACACAUAAGACCGGCAAAUAGAGCUUGCGUGCAAGAUCAAUUUACCUUCACCGAUGGCCGUAUCCUCUGCCAGAUUUAAGGAUAGGCUACUCGCUCACAUUAAUCAACAUGUUUCCCUCGUUAGCUCUUGGUUUCCUCGUGGCCGGCAUUACUGCAGUCGCUGCAGCCAGCAGCAGUAGCUGCGUCGGAAAAAUCUCAUCCUUAGACGACGUUAGCAGUGCUAUCCAAUGCACGACGGUCAAUAUUAAUGUGUUCACCGUCCCUGGUGGAAAAACAUUCGAAUUGCAGCUGCUGGACGGUACCACUGUCAACGUUUUGGGCGAGAUUCAGUUCGGAAAUUUAAGCUGGGCCGGUCCCCUAUUCCGGGUGAUAGGGAAUGAUGUUACUUUCAAUGGAAACAACCAGAGGUGGGAUGGUGGAGGACCUUUUUACUGGGAUGGUCAAGGUGCCGGUAUCACAACACCACACCCAAUGAUGCAAAUAUCAAUCUCGGGCACCUUGAACAACGUUUAUGUCGUAAACUCUCCCUCCUCCGCCUUUGCGAUCACAAAUCCAGGACCUCUCACUAUCUCUGGCGCCACUGUCGAUGAUUUGCAGGGUAACUAUCCCAACUCGCGAAGCGGAAACGCCACUGCUGCACACAACACCGACGGCUUUGAUGUUAGCGGUAGUGAUAUACUCAUUCAACAUUUGCACUUACGGGGAUUCAGCACUGUCCUCAAUCAGGACGAUUGUUUAGCUAUCAACAGUGGAACAAAUAUCACAUUUGCCGACAACUACUGUGAAUAUGGUCACGGCAUCUCCAUUGGCUCCAUCUCAUCAAACGCCGUCGUCUCCGAUAUCAAGAUAAUCGGAAACCAUGUUGUUAGCAGCGCAUUCUCGUUCCGUAUCAAGACCGAUGCAUCUGCGACAAACAGUAUAGUGAAGAACGUUACGUAUAGCGACAAUACUGCAACCAACUGUACUGGUUUUGGUGUUCUGAUCACCCAGGUACGCGUUAUCUCUGUAUGUUUUCUUUCAGUUUUACGUGGACGAGGGUUUCACGGGUUGUCUCAGGAUAUCAACUUCAACCAUGGCACUACUUCUGUGACGGCCAACCGCGGCGCUUACAGGGUUGCAGUGAACUGUGGAAGUGGAUCGUGCACAGGUGACUGGGAUUGGUCUGGUUUGCAGACAAGUGGUGGUAAAGCUGGAUCCAUCGUCAACAAUAAUCUCAUUGCUGGAUUCGUUGACACACGGUGA